GGCUUGCGAAAAGGUAAUAAGUACCCUGGUUGUUGGCUUGUGAUUGAAACCUUUUUUUUUCUUUUCAUUCCUUGAAUUGUUUUUUUCUUUCUCUCCUCUCCUCUCCUGUAUCCUUCUCUUUCUUAUUCAUUUCAUCUUGUGGUGUAUAGAUAUACAUUUCACGUAUCCCUCCUACUGUUGUAUAUUAUUCGAAUUGAAUUCAAUUCUUGAUUCUUCAUUGUCACAAUGGGUUUCUUUGAAGAAGAAGACAAGCAGUUCUUGGAUGAUGUCAAGGCUGUCAACGCCUGGUGGCAAGAUUCGAGAUGGAGAUACACCAAGCGCCCUUAUACCGCUGAGCAGAUCGUGGCCAAGCGUGGAAACUUGACGAUUGACUACCCUUCCAAUGUACAGAGCAAGAAGCUCUGGGGUAUUGUGGAGAACAACUUCAAGAACAAAGUUCCUAGCUUCACCUAUGGCUGCCUCGAACCCACAAUGAUCACCCAGAUGGCCAAAUACCUUGACACCGUCUAUGUCUCUGGCUGGCAGAGUUCUUCUACGGCCUCCUCGACCGAUGAGCCUUCCCCUGAUCUUGCGGAUUACCCUAUGAACACCGUGCCCAACAAGGUCAACCAGCUUUUCAUGGCCCAGCUGUUCCACGACCGGAAACAGCGUGAGGAGCGCGUCACAACCCCCAAGGCGCAGCGUGGAAAUGUCGCCAACGUUGACUACCUGCGACCUAUCGUUGCCGACGCAGACACCGGUCACGGUGGUCUGACAGCUGUCAUGAAACUGACCAAGCUGUUCAUCGAGCGUGGUGCAGCUGGUAUUCACAUUGAGGACCAGGCCCCUGGUACUAAGAAGUGUGGCCACAUGGCCGGAAAGGUUCUGGUCCCUAUCAGCGAGCACAUCAACCGACUGGUUGCCAUCCGUGCUCAGGCUGACAUCAUGGGCACUGAUCUCCUGGCCAUUGCCCGAACCGACUCUGAAGCCGCUACCCUCAUCACCUCUACCAUUGACCACCGCGACCAUGCCUUCAUUGUUGGCUCCACUAACCCUGGCAUUCAGCCCCUUAAUGACCUGAUGGUCGCCGCUGAGCGUUCUGGCAAGAACGGAGCUGAGCUCCAAGCCAUUGAAGACCAGUGGACCGCUCAAGCUGGCUUGAAGCUCUUUAGCGAUGCUGUCAUUGACGCCAUCAACAAGGGCGUGCACGUCAACAAGAAGGCCCUCAUCGAUGACUACCUGAAGGCCUCCAAGGGCAAGAGCAACAGCGAAUCCCGAGCCAUUGCCAAGGGCAUCACCGGCAUUGACAUCUACUGGGACUGGGACGCUGCCCGUACCCGCGAGGGCUACUACCGUUACCAGGGUGGUACCCAGUGUGCCGUUAACCGUGCCGUUGCCUAUGCGCCAUUUGCUGAUUUGAUUUGGAUGGAGAGCAAGCUUCCUGACUACAACCAAGCCAAGGAGUUUGCCGACGGUGUCCACGCCGUGUGGCCUGAGCAAAAGUUGGCUUAUAACUUGUCGCCAUCUUUCAACUGGAAGAAGGCCAUGCCUCGCGAUGAGCAGGAGACCUACAUCAAGCGACUGGGUGCCCUGGGCUACUGCUGGCAGUUCAUCACCCUGGCCGGUCUGCACACAACGGCGCUCAUCUCAGACAAGUUUGCCAAGGCGUAUGCAAAGCAGGGCAUGCGGGCGUACGGCGAAUUGGUUCAAGAGCCGGAAAUGGCGGAAGGCGUCGACGUGGUGACACACCAGAAAUGGAGUGGUGCCAACUACGUGGAUAACCUCCUGAAGAUGGUCUCAGGAGGUGUUAGCAGUACCGCAGCCAUGGGCAAGGGUGUGACGGAAGACCAGUUCAAGCCGUAGGCUUGAGUUGGAUAGUAGUGAAGUCGAAAUGAGGGUCUUUGGAGUUUUUGAUUUGUUUCCUUUUAUGAUGUUUUGGAUAGCUUCAUUCCCUUUUCCUUGAUGGAAAAGAAAACACCUGGCAUUAGUGAUAUCAACAGCAAUGUAUAUUGUAUAUUUCGAAUUUUAUUUUUCUGAGUUAUGAGCAAUUUUAAGUACUCCAUAAUGGAUG
Molecule: messenger RNA, 2050 nt
Organism: Aspergillus wentii DTO 134E9
Lineage: Eukaryota; Fungi; Ascomycota; Eurotiomycetes; Eurotiales; Aspergillaceae
Product: isocitrate lyase 1
Exons: 5
Coding region: 226-1842 (538 amino acids)
Biological process (GO): carboxylic acid metabolic process
Molecular function (GO): isocitrate lyase activity
Source: RefSeq, a predicted model, not a curated record